Messenger RNA from Drosophila ficusphila, 3910 nucleotides. RefSeq names its product fl(2)d-associated complex component (gene Flacc). Gene Ontology annotation, cellular component: RNA N6-methyladenosine methyltransferase complex. The coding region runs from base 160 to 3675 and encodes 1171 amino acids. Lineage: Eukaryota; Metazoa; Arthropoda; Insecta; Diptera; Drosophilidae. The transcript has 5 exons. The record is from RefSeq and is a predicted model, not a curated record.
UUUAUAAUCACGCAUCGGUAGCUCUUCAGAAAGAAGAAGAAAAACCCACCAAAAAACGCGAAAACCUUGACAACAAAGCAGAAAAAAAUAUUAUUGCCCCACAAAAAGCGAAAAUAAACAAACAAAACGGAGGCGCGCAGGCUAGCGGAGAUCGCGGCGAUGGAGAAGAAGGCCAAGGAGUCGCUGCGCCGCUACAAGAAGGCCGCCCGCCACAGUGCGACGCACUCGAGCAGUUCGGAUUCCACCUCGGAUUCGGAUAGCGGGACCAGUUCGUACAGCAGUACGGACAGCGAGCAGGGUGGCGUGGGCGGUGGAGGUGGCGGCGGCGGGGGUGGUGUGGGCGGUCCCGGUAGCGUGGGCGGCGGUCCCGGCGGCAGCAUCCACGGACAUCCACAUCCCCACGGCCAUGGACAUCAUCAGCGCUCUGCAGAGCGGCAUCACCGCAAGAAGAAGAGCUCUCGACGCGGCGGCAGUUCGUCCGGCGAUGAGCCAUCGCGUCGGAAGCGGGACAAACGGGAUCAUGUGCAAAAGAAACUGGUGGCCAAGCGGAAUCACAUUAAGCGCAAGUUGAAGGAGGCGCGUCUGAAGAAGCGAGCGGCCGCCGCUCUCAGUGGCCACGUCCACCGUUCCCUGUCGCCCACCACCCGGGCCAAACUCAAGAAGCUCGCGGAACGGAAGCGGUUGAGGGCCGCCAGCAAGGAGCAGCGGGAACGGGACAAACUGAGGGCCGUUCAGCGGGACAGGGAGCGCGACCAUCACCGGUUGGGCAGCAGUCGGAGUCCGCCGAGCAGCAGCACCACCACCACCACUAAGAUACGCAUCCACCAGGACAUCGUGGGCAAGCGGCAAAAGAGUCCAGGUUUGGGUUCGGGGCUUGGCGGCAGCGGCAGCAGCUCAUCCUCGCGCAUGCACCACGCGCUGAUGUCGCGGGAGAAGAUCAUCAUCCAGACGCGGGCACGCGGACGCACUCCCUCCCUGGAGCGGGAACGCGAAAGGGAGCGUGAGCGAGAACGGGAAAGGGAACGCGAGCGGCAUGAUCUCUCGCUGCGGGAACGCGAUCGUCGGGAUCGGGAACGCGAGCGAGCGGAACGGGAAGCGGCGAGGGACAAGGAGCGUGCCGAGGCAUUGGCCCGCUGUCAGGAGCGUCAGCGGGAGCGGGAACGCGUGGCGCGCGAGAAGCUGCGUCGCCAGGAGGAGGAGGAGGGCGGCAAGCGGGGCGGUCCCGGCAGAGACUUGGAUCUGCCGCCCUACGGCAGCAGGGAGCGAUCACUGGACACCGUCGACAGGGAGCGAGAUCGGGAACGUGGCGGUCGCCAUGUGCGCGACAAGCGGGAACUGGAUCCCUAUGAGCGGGAGCAGGAGUAUCUGGAGGAGCGGCAUGGACACGGCCUGAUCGACGAGAUGCGAAGGUAUCGACGGAGGGAUCUCAGUCCACUAUCUGAACACUAUCCACCUCGGAUGCGGGAUCCCCGGGAAAUGUAUUCCGAGGAAGAGCGCGAAAGGGCCUACAAGCGCGCCUAUCUGGAUGCCCGCUAUUCCUCGCGAGAACGGGAAGCCUGGCUGGAGGCCCGCGAGCUGCGGGAACGGGAGCUGCAGGGACGCGAGUACCGCGACCUGGAGGCGGAGGACGGGCUCUAUCCGGACGAGCGGGAGCGCUUGAUCCGCGACAGGGAGCGGGAUCGGGAGCGGGAACGCGACCGAGAGCGCGAACGCAAUCUAGGACCACGUGGCGAAUUCCGACCGGACUGGGAGCGCGAUUGGGAUGAUGAAGCCGCCGGCGGCGGCGGUGGUGGUGGUCCGGGUGGACCCAGUGGAACGCCUGGACGACCCAGCGGCUUCGUGGGCGGACCCAAGCGUGGCAAACCGCCAACGCAUCCGGGCGGCGGUCCACCGUCGCAGCAGCAGCAUCAUUCCGCCUCGGAGCCCGACUGGGAUGCCGACGAUCGCGAGCGAGAGCAGCGGGAUCGGGAGCGAGAACGCGACCGGGAACGGGAGCGUGAUCGCGAGGAUCGUUCGGACACUGGCGGCGGCGGAGGCGUUGGCGGCGACAGGCCGUCGAUUAAGAACGAGCCCGCUUGGCUGGAGCACGAUCAGCGGGAGAAGCCACGCGCCUGGCAGCAGCAGCAGUCGUCCAACGCUGGCGGCGAUUGGCGGGACAGCGACGAUGUGCCGACCAUUCCCUCCCAUCCGCGUCCCGUUUCGCCGAUUCAUCACAUUCACCCGCGAGGCGAAAGGGGAUCUGGCAGAGGAUUCCGACGCGGUGGCCACGGACACGGGGAUCAUGGCGAACGACCUGGCUAUCGGUCCCAUCCGCCACCGCUGAUGACGUUGCCCGUUCAGCCGCCGGGUGGCUACUCCAGGGGAUUCCCCCACAAGAGAUUACCCUACGGCGGUGGUGGUGGCGGCGGAGGAACUCGCGAAGGCGGCGGAUUGGCAAGCAGGGAUGGCGGUCUACCCGGCUCCACUUUGUUCCUGAAGAAGCACAUCCAUGCACCGCUCGUCUCGCCCACACAAACGCCGCUGCUGAACCCGCUCCUCAAUCCCGGCAAGCCGACCAAUGCUGCCGCGCAAGCGAGCGCCGUGGCUGCGGCAACAACUGCUGUGGCAGCUGCCAAGGCGGCGGCUCAAAGUGCCGCCAAUGCGACCACAAAUCCCGGAAUACUCGCACAGGUGAGCAAACUGAACACGAUGUGCAUUAAGCAGGAAGAUGCCUCUGAGGACUCCGCCGGCACACCGGAACUCGGCGCCCAGGAUUCGCCUUCGCAGAAUCUGAACCACUCGCUGACCUCCGAGGGAAAUCCAAUCAAGCUGGAGCCACUGCGUUCGAGCGCCGUCGAGGGUGAGCUGAGCGAGAUCAGCGAUAGCGACGACGACAUCCUCAACAAAACGGACAAGGUGCGCCCUAAAAGUGAGUUGCCAACGGAGACCGACCAGGAGAUGGAGGCCAACGGGGAUGAGGUGAAGAGCGAGGCUCUCCUUGGUGUUGCUGGUCAUCCGAUUAAGGGCGAGGAGAUCGACGAGGUGCUGGACUUCGAGGAGAUAUCCGAUGGCGAACUAGAAGAGGAUGCCCGACACAAAGGCAUUGGCGAUGCUUUGGGCGUGGACUGGCAGGGUUUGAUAGCGGAGACAAGGCAGCAGGCAUCCGAGGCACAGGCGGCGCAGCAGGGCGUGGAUCGCGGCACAUCCGCCAAGCAACGUUGGCAGCCGCAUCGCGUGCUCCUCGACAUGGGAAUUUCGUUCGGCAUGGCUGGCGAAAGCUACGCUCGUCGCGUCAUGGAGGAGGCCCGCCAGAAGUUGAUCCUGGAGAAGGAGCAGUGCCGCCAGCGCGAAAGGGAACGCGAACUGCUGGAGGGAGACCAAGAGCCACCGGCAAAGAUAACGCCACCUUUGUUUGACUACCGUGAAUUUCUGGCCAGUCCGCAGCAACUGGAGCCAUUGGCCUGCGUGCAAAUGGGUCUCCGGAGUGCCGCCGCCGAGCGCCAGCGUUUGGUGGGCAAUGUCUGCGGUCCGGGCAGUCGAGCCCUGAGUGCUCGCCAGGAUUUGCGCCUGCGCCGCCAACUAUGCGGCCUGCCCGCCCGCGAAUGCGAGUUCCCGCGAAGUGUUCCAAUCGUCGGCGAAGGACUUCGCAACCUGGCCAUGCAGAUGUUCCAGCGCAGUCUCCUCGAUGUCAAAUGAGAUCGGAGGCCGGGCGCGUUGGAGAGGCGGUACCGCAGGCCACGUCACUAUCGACUGGACGUCCAGGUCUUCAUGGGCCGCCAGCAAAGUAGAGAACGUGCACGAGAACUCUACUAGACUAUUUUUAGGCAAUAAGUUUAAUUUGUAAACUAUAUUACUUGAUGUGGAUUCCUCUUCUUUUUGCUAAAAAUUGUGAAUAUCAACUGCAUAGAAAUACAUACAAUUUGUCACAAAA